This is a messenger RNA of Octopus sinensis (East Asian common octopus), 2487 nucleotides long. Its product is annotated as vascular endothelial growth factor receptor 2-like. Lineage: Eukaryota; Metazoa; Mollusca; Cephalopoda; Octopoda; Octopodidae. The transcript is spliced from 14 exons. Gene Ontology annotation, biological process: protein phosphorylation; cell surface receptor protein tyrosine kinase signaling pathway; positive regulation of kinase activity. Gene Ontology annotation, cellular component: signaling receptor complex. The record is from RefSeq and is a predicted model, not a curated record. The coding region runs from base 98 to 2389 and encodes 763 amino acids. Gene Ontology annotation, molecular function: transmembrane receptor protein tyrosine kinase activity; ATP binding.
GGUAGUAGUGUAAGUAAUAGUAUUGAUAGUAGCGGAGGUUUCGGUGGUGGUGCCUCCUUUCUAUCCAGUAAAAUCUCACAUAAACAGAACAACGUGAAUGAUACACAACACACAAGUAAGGAUGGAAGCCAGAGGUUCUGUCUCACCUCUGACCAUCACUACAAUGUAUUUUGGAAUCUUACUAACCCUCCUCUCUACCAGCCAACUUCCACAGGUGUUGGCAUUCCUUGUGAUAGAUGGACCAAAAGACCAUGGUGUGUCUGUUAAAUCAAACACGACCUUCUUUUGCAAAGUGUACGACACAAACUUCUCAGGCCCAGGAGAUUGGGAACCAUUUUUGAUAUCCUGGAGUUUCCAACCAUUAAAUGGUGCACCGACAACCAUUCUGGAAGUUGAAAUUCAUCGGAUGGAAUUUAUUCAACAGUUAAAUAUUAAUGAGAAUAAAUACAGUACAUCAAAUGGUUAUGAACUGCAUGUUAAGUCUGUGACUUUCUCUGAUGCUGGAAAUUACACCUGUAUGUUAAAUAUAUCUGAUGAGAAAGUUGGUGCCUCACUCUUUGUCUUGGAAAAGCCGCACUGCUCCAUACCACCAAUGCCAUUAAUGGUCAAUGUAUUAACCCACUUUAACUGUUCAGUCAAUUAUGCUGGACUGAAUGCCCCACAUCUGGAAUGGUACCAUGGACCAGAUAUAAUGGACACAGACAGCAAUAUAACCAGUUCCACAGUGUCAUCAACACUGACCAUUUCUGCAACCAGAGACAAAAAUGGACAUAUCUUCACCUGUUAUGCCAAAUAUGAAGAACAAACCUUCACUACAUAUUGUCAAACCAUUCCACCCCUCAGUAUUUACUUUCCUGUUCGAGUAGAAACAACUUAUGCAGAACCCCGAAAGAGAUACAAUAUUUACUCCCGAGGGGAUGAUGUCUACUUACACUGUAUUGCGUUUGGUAACCCGAUCCCUGACUACCACUGGGUGUACACCUCACCAGACAGUCGCAACCAUUUUGUGCUUUCCCAGCUCAAUUACUAUCGGAUCCGAAAUGUCCAGAGAGGAGAUGAAGGCAACUACUCUUGUAGAGUGACCAACAAAUACAAUGGCCAGACUUACGAGGAUGAAAAAAUCAUUCAGAUUAGAAUAACAGAUGAUCAGAAACCGUUUUUACAACAUACAGCGAAAAAAUCCUUUCAUUACAAUUUCCCUGUAAAUACAAUUUCUCCUUACACUAUCGGUGCUGUGAUUUCGUCUUCAUUGGCAGUCAUUCUUAUUAUUGUCUUCAUUGUUUUAGCUGUACGCUUGAGGGCUAAAGAACGAAGAAUUCGGGAGAAGCUGGCACGAUCACAUGAUGAGAAUUUAGAUGAUCAAGAAGUGGAGCUGUUGGAUGAAAAUAUACAACCCAACAAUGAAGAUAUAGGUGAAUAUUCUGACAACAGACAUGGAUGGGAAAUACCUCGACGCUUCAUAAAAUUACAUGAACUCAUUGGUAAAGGUGUCUACACUGAAGUAUGGAGAGGUAAAAUGCAGAAAAAUCCUGCCAGAGAAGAUAUGGUUAGGGUUGCCAUUAAACGACUUAUGGUUGAAGCCACUGACAAGGAAAAAAAGUUCUUUCUGGAAGAAAUGGAAGUGUUAAAAAUGCUGCCACCUCACCACAAUAUUAUCCAUCUCAUUGGAUGUUAUACACUCCAUGAGCCACAGCUGAUUGUGUUAGAAUAUGCAGCAGAAGGUACACUCAGAAACUAUCUACAACGGCACCGUCUUGGUCAGCAGGAGAUUGAGAUUAACUCUGGACACCAGCAAGCUGUCAGAUUGCGUAAUUAUGCUCUGACACCACAAAUGAUGCUCAACUUGGCAACCCAGAUUUUGAGAGGAAUGGAACAUCUCUUGAGAUUUAAGCUUAUCAGUUACCGUUUAACUUCAGCCAGUGUUCUAGUAGCAAAAGGUGGUGUGAUCAGGUUGACUGGUUUUGGUUUCCAGGAAGAUGUCAUGUCUCGGAAUCUAUAUGAAGCAACAUCAUUGCCAGUACGAUGGAUGUGUCCAGAAUCUAUUAAAGAACGUAUCUUUAACAUUACAACUGAUGUUUGGGCUUUUGGUAUUCUUCUGUGGGAAAUCAUACAUUUUGGUCUGACACCUUACCCAACUAUGGGACCACAGGAAGUGUGUGAGAAGGUUACCAGUGGAUAUCGCAUGCCACAGCCACCACAAUGCAGUGCUGAAUUGUAUGGCUUGAUGUUAUCCUGUUGGCAGAGCCACCCAGCCAAUCGGCCCUCACUGGAAGAACUACAUCAUUUGUUGAAAAGCAUGAGCAGGGUUUAUUCUGAACAUAUAUUGUUUGAAAAGAUACCAGAGUAUCAAAGAGCUAGCCCUUAUGAUCAAUUAGAUAGUGAUUUGUGAAAGUAGUCAGAGGUUAGGUGCAGUGAAUGAUGAAGAAAGGAUGUCUGAGUAGAAUGAAGGAGGAAGUAUGUGGAAAACAUGACACAAAUAAACAAAAA